This is a messenger RNA of Engraulis encrasicolus (European anchovy), 3206 nucleotides long. RefSeq names its product cytochrome P450 3A30-like. Lineage: Eukaryota; Metazoa; Chordata; Actinopteri; Clupeiformes; Engraulidae. The record is from RefSeq and is a predicted model, not a curated record. The transcript is spliced from 13 exons. Bases 165 to 1706 code for a protein of 513 amino acids. Gene Ontology annotation, molecular function: heme binding; iron ion binding; steroid hydroxylase activity.
ACCAGGCUCCUUUAGAUUCUUGGAGAGUAACGAGUGACACGGCAGUGCUGCUGCAGCGUGGUACUCGGCAACACCAAGCAAACAAACACCGGGACAUCUGGGAAACGGGUCAUCUGAGGAAAGAGGGAAGUUAUUUUGUGUUUUGUUUGUUUUAGUUCUGCACGAUGUUGAGCUAUCUGCCCUUCCUGUCGCCCACGACGUGGACGCUGAUCCUGCUGCUGGUCGGCCUGCUUGUUGUGUAUGGAUACUGGCCCUAUGGCAUAUUCAAGAAGUUGGGGGUCCCAGGCCCAAAGCCUGUGCUGUUCUUUGGGAACAUGCUCAACUACAAAAAGGGCUUCCACAAUUUUGACCUGGAUUGCUUCAAGAAGUACGGCAAGAUGUGGGGGAUUUAUGAUGGGAGGCAAGCUGUUCUUAGCAUCAUGGACUCAGAGCUGAUCAAAACCAUCCUUGUUAAGGAGUGCUACUCCAUUUUCACCAACAGACGGAAUUUCCGUCUGAAUGGUCCCAUGUAUGAUGCCGUGUCAAUUGCAGAGGAUGAGGACUGGAGGAGGAUUCGUAGUGUGUUGUCUCCCUCUUUCACCAGCGGACGCCUGAAGGAGAUGUUUGCCAUCAUGAAGACUCACUCCGCCAACCUUGUGAGCAGCAUGAAGAAGGACGCAGACCAGGCCAAACCCUCCGACACCAAGGAGUAUUUUGGCGCGUACAGCAUGGACACCGUGGCCAGCACAGCCUUCAGUGUGGACAUUGACUCCCUCAACAACCCCAAAGAUCCCUUCGUCUCCAACAUCAAGAAGAUGCUCAAGUUCGACCUGCUCAACCCCCUCUUCGUGAUUAUCGCUUUCUUCCCCUUCAUGGCUCCUAUCUUCGAGAAUAUGGGUUUUGCCUUCUUUCCCACCUCUGUGACGGACUUCUUCUAUAAGUCACUGCAGGCCAUUAAGAACCAGAAGCAAGCCAGCACCCAAAAGAGACGAGUGGACCUCCUGCAACUCAUGAUGGACUCUCAGACUCAGGACGAGAAUGAAUCUGGCAAUGACAACAGCAUUCACAGAGGACUGAGCGACCAUGAGAUUCUAUCCCAGUCAAUGAUUUUCCUCUUUGCGGGCUACGAGACCAGCAGCUCCACGAUGAACUUCCUCUUCUACAACCUGGCCACACACCCAGAGACCCUCAAGAAACUCCACGAGGAGAUUGACGAGGUCUUCCCAGACAAGGCUGAUGUCCAGUACGACCCCCUGAUGCACAUGGAGUAUCUGGACUGCGCGCUGAACGAGACAUUGCGCCUGUACCCUCCCGCCGCGCGCCUGGAGAGGGUCUGCAAGAAGACGGUGGACAUCAACGGCGUGCUCAUCCCCAAGGACAUGGUCGUCAUGGUACCCACCUACGCCCUCCACAGAGACCCCGAGAUCUGGCCCGAGCCCGAGGUCUUCAAACCAGAGAGGUUCAGCAAGGAAAACAAGGACAACAUUGACCCCUACACGUUCAUGCCGUUCGGCCUCGGACCCAGGAACUGUAUUGGGAUGCGUUUCGCUCUGGUCAGCAUGAAGCUCGGCAUCGUGCAGCUACUGCAGAGAUUCACCAUUGCCACCUGCGCAGAGACAGAGAUCCCAUUGGAGUUGGACAUAUUGGGCCUGAUGGCCCCGAAGAGACCCAUUAAACUGCAACUGAUUGCCAGAUCAGCUGGAGCCCAGCCCAGCCCCAGAGGAUGAACACCCACACCAUCCAUCCAUCCAUUCAUCCAUCCAUGCGCCCAUGCACCCAUCCAUCCACCCAUCCAUCCAUCCAUCCAUCCAUCCAUCCAUCCAUCCAUCCAUCCACAUGAACAUCAGUGUUGCCAGAUGAGAAAUGCUGAAUUAUCAAAGUACCAAAACCUCAAAAUGAUCGUUUUUGGGGACUCUUUGGCAGGAAAUUAUCGUACAAGACCUAAAUUGUUAUUUCAAGGCAUCUAAAUGAACUGAAUGACAACUCUGAAAUUAUCGUACAUCAUGUUUUUUUGAUCGCACAGAGUACAAAAUGGACAAAAUUAUGGUACAAAUAUGAUAAUUAUCGUACAUCUGGCAACACUGACGGACAUCAAGGCUCAUCUCUUAAAUCAAGAAGGCCCUUCACUCAGACACUCAUCGGAGAAUCAUAUUGUCCAGUUUAACCUGUGAAUCUGUAAAUCAUUUCUGAAGCUCUGGAUCUCAGUACCAAAAAACUACCGCAAAUGAUGUCUCCCUCUACCGAUCCCAUUUGAGUUGGGCACAAUGAGUUCAAUAUGAAGAUAAAGACGUUGUCACCAUGAGCCACGUGUGCUAGAUCAGGGGUCAGGGACCUUCUUGGUGGAGAGAGCCAUUUUUGAAAACACAUUUUAGAGAGAGCCAUGCCAUUAUAAAAAGCAUGUAUUUCAAUGAAGCCAACAAUUUUAGAGUGUACUGUCCAGUUGUUAAGUUUUAUUGAUAACAGGUAAGUCUAAGACCCAGAUAGUUCCCAUAAGAGCCACAUAUGGGUUCCCUACCCCUGUGCUCGAUGCUUUAUCUCCUUGACUCAGCAAUCAGUUAUGUUAAUUGUGUAGUCGCCACCCACAGGGGUGGAUCUAGCCAUUUUGGGGCCAUAGGCGAAAUAUCAACAUGGGGCCCUCAAAAGUCAUUAUAUAGACUAUUUGGGGAAUUAUAUAGACUGUUCAUAUAAUUCUACACAGACUAGUUGGGUAUUUUGCUCUCAUAUAUACUGUGCUGAAGAAGGCUUCCGCCGAAACGCGUGGGUCUCUGCUCCCAUGUUUUUAAACUUAUUAGCCAUGUUUCAAUAAAGGCUUUUUAAUAUUUGUCCACAAGAAGAGUGCCCUGGACUCCCUUUUUUGACAAUAUUCUGUGCGUAUCUUCGAUUACUUUGCAUAAGUGACAAAGCCUUUUUGUGUGUUUAUCGCAACUGGUGUGGUAGUUGGGGCCCCUAAGCAGGACAGAUUUGGUCCGGGCCCUAGGCAAUUGCCUAUAUUUGCCUAAUGGAAAGUCCGCCUCUGGCCACCCGUGCAGACCCAUUCCAGCUCAACUCAAAUGCAAUCCUGAUUGUGAUUACCCUGGCUGCGCUUUUGUAUUUUCUUUGAGCAAUCGUUGGUUAAAGGGGUCAGAGGGAUCAACAUUGCUUCGGGUUUGUUUUUGACUCCCUCUGCAUUUACAUAUUGUGAAUUCAGGUAAAUUGGGCCGCUUUCGGCCAUUGGCUUCCUUGUUUUU